GUCUCUCUCUGCAGUAGGACAGAAUGGUCCGCAGAUCCAGGAUCAGUGUUCGGCCCAACGUCAGGCCGGCAGGCAGAGGUCCAGCAGCCCCAGCCUCCUCCCAAGACACUCCUCCAUCGUCCCAGGCCACCGAGGCUCCUUCCCAGGCAGGAGGCCAGGAGGUGGACACCACCACUACUGCAGUGCCAGAAACCUCCACAGAGUCCACCACACCCAGAGAGGAUGAUAAAGACCCAAAUGGUGAGGCUUCCAGUGGCACCCCCUCAGACAGUAUUCAAAGGAGGAAGAGGUUCUCUUUCAUGCCAAACCUUGGCCAACCCCGGGCGGCCGCAACCCCGGCCCUCACCCUCUCCUCCCCCCGGACCUCCAAGUGCCCUGUGAGAGCGGGCACUGAGACCCCAGCCCCUGAGGCUCCAGGGGCCCCCAGCGAGACAGAUGCUGGACCCCCACAGGGCAUGAGAUACCCAAGGCGGAGGCCCUCUGGAGGUAGUAGGCAGGCCAAAGUACAGCCCAAACCCAGCCCCCUGUCCCCAUCUUCCCCAGCCGCUGAGACAACAACCCCCCCACUGGGGAAGCAGGCAGUGCAUUACUCAUCCCCAUCAAAACAGACCCUGCAGGCAGCAGACAAGGAGGAAACAUCCUCACAGCUCACCAAACAAGACAAAGGCAGCAUCCAAUUAGAUCUCUCGAAAAAAACACCAGCCAUUAAAGCUCCAUUCACUCCAUCAGAGAAUGUCCCAUCAUCCUCCCUUUCACACAAAGAGGGUAUCUCAGUAUCUGAGAGAGCUAUGACUCUGGUAGCCAGGUCUGUUGGGCUCACCGGGUUGGCACCAGGGAAGUCCAGGCUUAGCAGGUUCRUGAAUGARCCAACGGACCUGCAGAGGCUGGCCAAGGCCCGGCAGCUCAGAGAACUGCUGAGACAGGAGAUGAACAAGGAAAAGAAUGUGCAGAAACUGAGGAAAGCCAAGGUGUGUUUGAGUGAAUAUACGCUGGAUCCCUCUAAAAUGACCAUGAGAGAUCUCCUAUACUACCUGCCUGAUACCAACCCCAUGACGUCCUAUCUGGAAGAGGAACAGAGGGAGAACCAGACUGUUCUGCCUCUCACCCCCCCAAGAGAAGAGUCACCUGCGAGGCCCCCAACGCCAGAGGCCCCGGCUGAGAUAGCAAGCCAGAGGGAUGAAGAUGAGGAUGAUGAUGACGCUAACGAUGGGGUGAUUGUGCCGCGAGCGAGGGUGGCAGAGGACGGGUCUCUGAUCAUCGAUGAGGAGAGUUUGACGGUAGAGGUCCUGAGGCAGAAAGGGCCAAAUCCAGCUGAUGAUGGAGACCCAAUCUUUGAGCGUGGCUCCACAACCACCUACUCUAGCUUUAGGAAAGGGACACACGUCAAACCCUGGUCCAACAAAGAGACAGACAUGUUCUUCCUGGCUAUCAAUAUGGUGGGAACAGACUUCUCUAUGAUUGGACAGCUGUUUCCUCACCUCGGUCGCAUUGAAAUCAAGAACAAGUURAAGAAAGAGGAGAYAGCAAACAGCUGGAGGAUAGACAAGGCCUUCAAGGAGAAACGUAGGCUGGAUCUGGAGUUCUUCACAAGCCUCUUGGAGAAGAUCUUGGGCAUUGAGGCGAAGAGUAACAAAAACAGCAAGUCCCCCACGGAGAAGAAAGUGAUCAAGAAAAAUAAGAGAAAACCAAAAGAAAAGAAAGCAGCGAAUCAGCUGAGUGACAUGGAGGAGGAGAGGUGA
Molecule: messenger RNA, 1739 nt
Organism: Salvelinus sp. IW2-2015
Lineage: Eukaryota; Metazoa; Chordata; Actinopteri; Salmoniformes; Salmonidae
Source: RefSeq, a predicted model, not a curated record